Rhodotorula graminis WP1 is the source of this 4931-nucleotide messenger RNA. Its product is annotated as glycoside hydrolase family 13 protein. The coding region runs from base 1 to 4863 and encodes 1620 amino acids. The record is from RefSeq and is a predicted model, not a curated record. Gene Ontology annotation, biological process: glycogen catabolic process. Gene Ontology annotation, molecular function: amylo-alpha-1,6-glucosidase activity; 4-alpha-glucanotransferase activity. Lineage: Eukaryota; Fungi; Basidiomycota; Microbotryomycetes; Sporidiobolales; Sporidiobolaceae. The transcript has 16 exons.
AUGCCUGCGCUCAAGUCGGCGCUCAACAAGGCGGCCAAAGCCGUCUCGAGCGCGCUCCCCACCUCGUCCUCUGCCGCGUCGCCCAGCUCGUUGACGACCGCCUCGGCGCCGACUCCGGCCGCCUCGCUCGCCGCGUCCAAGAAGGACUCGAGCGCACCGCCAGUCGACCAGGUCAAGAAGGACCUCGUCGUGUACGCCGUCACGCUCGAGAACGACGGCUCACCCGCCAAGGGCAAGACGCUCCUGCGCCUGCCGCCGCCGACCAACCCGUACGUGCUCCGCAUCACGGUCGACGCCGGCACGGCCGCGAGCCGCAACGGCGUCCUCCAGACCAACUUUCCACUCAACGGCGGCAAGUUCAAGCGCGACCAGUUUGCGAGCGUCAAGUUGCCUCAAGACUUCUCCAAGCCGUUCGAGAUUGACCUGCCUAUCACGACGGCGGGCGCGUUCUCGUACUAUGUCGAGUACGACUCGGCGUCGAACGGGCGCACGCGCUCCGAGCCGGGCUACUUUGUCGUCGACCCGGUCCUGCGCAUCCCGUCGCGCUCGCCGAUCCUCGACCCCGAGACGCACGCCGUCCUCCCCGUUGGCAAGGGCGGCGUCGUGUCGUCGUCGUCGUCGUCGACCGAGGUCGCGCUCCCGCUCGACGGCCUCGUCAUCCAGACCGUCAUCGCCAAGUGGAUGGGCACCCUCCCCGAGUGGGAGCCGCACCUCGACGUCAUGAGCCAGCGUGGGUACAACAUGAUCCACUACACGCCGCUCCAGCAGCGCGGCGAGAGCAACUCGCCCUACUCGAUCUUUGACCAGCUCGAGAUGAGCGACGACCUGUUCGACGCCGCGACCGUCGCCAAGGGCAAGGAGGCCAAGAACGCCGCGAUCAAGACCCUGCUCGCCCGCAUCCGCAAGGAGUGGGGCAUGCUCGGCAUGAUGGACGUCGUCCUGAACCACACGGCCAACAACUCGAAGUGGCUCGAGGAGCAUCCUGAAGCCGGUUACUCGGUCCACUCGUCGCCGCACCUCGCCGGCGCCCUCGAGCUCGACGACGCCCUCCUCGACCUGUCGCGCAACCUCGCCUCGCUCGGCCUCCCGACGACGCUCAACACGGACGCCGACCUCGACGCCAUCAUGUCGCACAUCGAGCACAAGGUCCUCCCGUCGCUCAAGCUGUACGAGUUCUACGCCCUCGACGUCGCCGGCCAGAAGGCCCUCUUCCGCGACGCUUGGACCGCCUCGGCCGCCGACAAGGGCGCGACGACGGCCCCGCCGCAAGGCCGCGGUACCGACCUCACGAGCCUCAGCAUCGAGGCUCGUGCGGCCCGCUUUGCCGAGACGUGCCUGCCCGACAACUGGUCGCACCUCGGCCAACGGUUCCACGCCCAGCUCGACCUCAAGCGCGCCGUCGCCUUUAUCGCCGAGCACCUCGCGAUCGCGCCCGGGUCCGACAGCGCGACCGACCUCGCCGCCGACGAGGUGGCGCGCCUCCUCGACGUGCUCAACGUCGACCGGUACAAGCAGUUUGACGACGACACCAAGGCGAUCCUCGACAACACCAAGAACCGUGUCAAGUACACCCGGAUCGACGAGCACGGCCCUCGCAUGGGUCCCAUCACCGACAAGUCGCCGCUCAUCGAGUCGCUCUUUACGCGCCUGCCCAAGAACUCGACGACGGCCAAGCACGACCCGAGCCUGCUCGCGCUCGCCAACAACGGCUGGAUCUGGGACGCCGACCCGCUCCUCGACUUUGCGUCGCCCGCUUCGCGCACCUACAUCCGCCGCGACCUCAUCGUGUGGGGCGACUGCGUCAAGUUGCGGUACGGCACCGGGCGCGACGACAACCCGUGGCUGUGGGACCACAUGGCGCACUACGUCGAGCAGCUCGCGGCCAUGUUUGACGGCUUCCGCCUCGACAACUCGCACUCGACGCCGAUCCACGUCGGCGAGUACCUCAUGGACAAGGCCCGCGAGGUCAACCCGAACCUGUACGUGUGCGCCGAGCUGUUCACGGGUCGCCAAGAGCUCGACCUCCUGUGGGUGUGCCGCCUCGGCAUCAACAGCCUCAUUCGCGAGGCGUACAACGCCAACAGCCCGAAGGAGGAGAGCGGCCUGCUGUACGGCUUCGGCCUCGGCAAGCCUAUCGGCUCGAUGGACACGGACUGCCUGAGCGAGCGCACGGCCGUCUCGUUCGAGGGCGUCACGCGCGACGCCAAGCUCAUCCCGCACCCGGGCUCGGUCCCGCACGCGUUCCUCAUGGACAUCACGCACGACAACGAGUCGCCCCUGUCGAAGCGCACGGCCGAGGACGCGCUCCCGACCGGCGCCCUCGUCACGUUCGCGCGCGCCGCCGUCGGCAGCAACCGCGGCUUCGACGACCUGUACCCCAAGUUGCUCGACGUCGUGAGCGAGACGCGCAAGUACGAGGUCGUCAAGGCGACCGACGCGCUCGGCGAGGUCAAGCGCCUGCUCAACCACCUCCACACCGAGCUCGUCCUCGACGAGGGCGUCGAGGGCCACUUUUCCCAGGAGGGCGAGUACGUCACGGCGCACCGGGUCAACCCUGUUACGCACCGCGGCUACCUCCUCGUCGCGAGGACGGCCUUCUCGUCGAGCUCCGACAAGAGCAAGGGCGACGCCCCGACCAUGCGCCUCGACGGCACCCGCGCCAAGUUCAUCGCCGGCGCGAGCGUCUCGAUCAACUCGACCGCCUCGCGCGACACCGACUCGACCCUGCGCGGUCUCGACGCCUCGGUCUCGCCCAUCACGGCCGUCGAGCCCGAGCUCGAGACCGACUCGUCGUCGGGCCUGACCUACUCGACCAUCGUCGUCCCGGACGAGUUCCCGCGCGGCAGCAUCCUCGUCUUCUCGACCUGGAUGGACGACCUCCCGACCGACCUCGACGACAUCUGCGCCUCGGGCGCCAAGGAGGCGUUCAAGGACCUCACCAUGGUCGAGCUCAACGUCCUCAUGUACCGCUGCGACGGCGAGGAGCGCGACGCGACUGGCGGCGACGGCUGCUUCAACCUGCCCGACUCGGGCCCGCUCCUCUACUGCGGCCUGCAGGGCUGGAUGCCGCACUUGCGCCACAUCAUGGAGAACAACGACCUCGGCCACCCGCUGUGCGCCAACCUGCGCAACGGCACCUGGGCCCUCGACUACGUCGUCAACCGCCUCGAGAAGCAGGUCGACACGUUCCCGGCUCUCGCCUCGGCCGCCGCCUGGUUCCGCAAGCGCUUUGACCUCAUUCGCGCCCACGUUCCGCCCUUCCUGCGGCCCAAGUACUUUGCGUUCGUCAUCAACGUCGCGUUCAAGGCGGCGAGGGACCAGGCCGUCGACCAGUGCUCGCCGCUCGUCCGCCAGGGCACCAGCUUCGUCCACCAGCUCGCGCUCGUCAGCGUGCAGAUGUACGGCCAGGUCAGCAGCGCCAGCCUCGACGCCAAGAAGACGGUGCCGAGUCUCGCAGCAGGCCUGCCUCACUUUACCACCGGUUGGGCCCGCACCUGGGGCCGCGACGUCUUCAUCUCGCUCCGAGGCCUGUUCCUCGUCACGGGCCAGUACGCCGCUGCGCGCGACCACAUCCUCGCCUUCUCGACCGUCCUCAAGCACGGCCUCAUCCCCAACCUCCUCGACUCGGGCCGCACGCCUCGGUACAACUCGCGGGAUUCGCCGUGGUUUAUGCUCCAGAACAUCCAGGACUACGUCAACACGGUCCCGAGCGGCCUCGACAUCCUCAAGGACACGGUCCAGCGCCGGUUCCCGCUCGACGACACGUGGGUCCCGUACGACGACGAGCGCGCGUACGCGACGACGAGCUCGGUCGCCGACGUGAUCCAGGAGAUCCUUCAGCGCCACGCGAGCGGCAUCCACUUCCGCGAGUACAACGCCGGCCCGAACCUCGACAUGCAGAUGAGCGACCUCGGGUUCAACAUCGACAUCGAGGUCGACUGGAAGACGGGCAUCAUCUACGGCGGCAACGAGCACAACUGCGGCACGUGGCAGGACAAGAUGGGCGAGAGCCAGAAGGCGGGCAACCAGGGCAAGCCGGGCACGCCUCGCGACGGCGCGCCCGUCGAGAUCACGGGCCUGCACAAGUCGGCCGUUCGCUGGCUCGCCAAGCUCUCGUCCGAGGGCAAGUUCCCGCACAAGGGCGUCACGGCAACGAUCGACGGCAAGGAGCGCUUCGUGUCGUACCAGGAGUGGGACCAGCUCCUCCAGGACUCGUUCGAGCGUCUGUACUACGUGCCGGCCGACCCGUCGCUCGACGCCAAGUACGACAUCGACCCGUCGCUCGUCGCCCGCCGCGGCAUCUACAAGGACGUCCACGGCACGCCCGCACCUCGCGCUCGUGCCGACUACCAGCUCCGAGGCCAGUUCCCGAUCGCUAUGGCCGUCGCGCCCGAGCUCUUCACGCCCAAGUUCGCCCUCGACGCGCUCGCCACCCUCGAGGCCAACCUCGUCGGCCCGCUCGGCGUCAAGACGCUCGACGCUGCCGACCCGGAUUACCGCGGCGUGUACGACAACUCGAACGACUCGGACGACUACGCGAUCGCCAAGGGCCGCAACUACCACCAGGGCCCCGAGUGGGUCUGGCCCAUGGGCUACUUCCUGCGCGCGCACCUCAUCUUCGACACGCUCGUCGGCGCCGGCAAGGACGACCUCACGUCGACCUUCCACCACAUCUACGAGCACCUGUCGCGCCACCGAGCCCACAUCUCGGCCGACCCGUGGGCCGGCCUCCCCGAGCUCACCAACGAGAACGGCGGCUACUGCCACGACUCGUGCCGCACCCAGGCUUGGUCGGCGAGCACGCUCCUCGACGCCCUCGACGACAUGGCGCAGCUCGCCCAGGCCAAGGCGCAAAAGGCUUAGACGGAUACCCUGGAUCUCUCUCCCUGUGUGUAGACGGACGUUGUGCAUAAUCCUUUGGUCACUCUCUC